GAUUUGCCUACAUACACACAUAUCAACAAAGUGAAGGCAAGCAUACCUAACGUGUAAAUAACCUUGGCAAACGAGGUAAUAGGAAAAUGAAUAAUAAUAAAUAUCAUUAUCAUAAAUUUAUGAGCUCGUUAGUUGGUGAGCAAGUGUGGAACUGAAAAUCGACAAAAUUAUACGCCGCAAAUCGAUCCACGACGUGAUGCUAAGUUUGGGAAAUUAAUGAAGAGAAUCAUAUUGAUGAUUACUAUUAAUGAUAAAAUAACAAUUAAUAUGAUGGAUCUGUAUCGAUAAUUCUUAGUCGAAUAGAAUAGAUGAAGUUAUCAGUGUUAUUUUCCCAUUCUAUCUGUUCAUAUCUGUCAUUUUUGUUUUCUGGAUCAAACACUGAAUAUUCUUCUCAAAAGGAUAUACAUUCUCAUCUUAUACACUUUUGAUUUAAUGUUAUCAGUACAUUAUGAAUGGAUUAAAGAAUAUUAUGUUAAAAAAGUAGAUUGUAUUAAAGAAGUAUGUUGGACUGAAUCAAAAUCUCAAUCGAACCAACCAUAUUUUUAUUAUUGAAGAUAAAUAUCUAUUAUUUUUGUGAUUAUGUCCAGUCAACGUUCUCAACUGCUUAUCUCAAGUCAAUCAUUAACCACAAUGGAUACAAAUACAAAUGUGACUAACUCACCACUGGCUUCAGUUAAUCCUACAGCAGUACCUUGUGGUCAAUGUCUUAUAACAAGUACACAAAAUAUUUUAAGUGGACAACAAAAUCAAUCAAGUGGACAUAGACCACAAUUAAGUCAUAAUAUAGCAGGUAUGCAAAAAUCAAUGCAUACAGUUGUACACGCAGCUGGUGUACCGGCUGUUAUGGAAACUUAUGUACAUGGUAAUCGUGGACUGAUCGCUCACUAUCCAUUAGGAACAAAUACAUUACAUGAAAUACAAACACUUCCACGAGUUGUCGAACAAGUUAAUGCUACUACUGGUUCUGGUACUGUUCAACAAUCACAAUUUGGAGCUAAUUAUCGUCCUAUAUUGAUUGCAAAUACAUCGAUAAAGGGUCAUAAUGCACCUGGAAGUAAUAGUUUACCAAAUAAUCAAACAUAUCAAAUGAUUGCUUAUCCUCGUCAAGCUUUAAAUAUAGUACAAGCACAUGGGAAAAAUUCACAUGCCGUACCUAUUGGUACCAUUAAUACUACAACUGGUGCUACAAACAGUGGCAAUGCUCAUAAUAAUUUGAUGUUAGCUAGUGUAAUUACACCGGAAUGCUUAACAACUGAUUCUAGCAAUAAUGCAGCUCGUAUUGCACAACUUUUAGCUCCUUCUGGAACACAUCCUACUAUGGCUAACGCAGCACAUAUUGGUGGUAAUGCUCAAUUUCUUGUCUAUUAUCCACAACAAUCAAAUACUGGCAUUAAAGUUCAUGCAAUUGGAUCACCACUGACACUUCCAACGACGGCUACUCCAACAACAACCAUUGUUCAUUCAACACAAGUACCUUCAACAAUUAAUGUUGCCAUUGGUUCAGUUACAAGCGGUAUUUCCACUAGUGGGAUUCACUAUACAUCUGUUUCUGGUAAUCAUGUAACAUUAAAUUCAUCAAAGCUAAAUUCAUCAACAAUUGUACAAAAUGAAGAUUCGACUAAUAUCACUGCUACUACUACUAAUAUUAGCAGCAGUACUAACCAACCACAACAACCGUAUACAAUUUAUUAUGCUUUACCAACAAAUGAUUUACUACGUCAACUUAAAUUAAAUCAUCAAGCUAUUCAAAUUGAUCCGAAUAUAUCAUCAAGACCACAACUUAUUCAAACACCAGCUGGUUUAAUGUUUGUUCAAUAUCCUUCACAAUAUCAACAAUGUUCAACAGGUAGCUCAUCACCAAGUAAACUCAAUACUGGAUCACAACAACAACAGCAACAUCAACAAAUACAAAAUGAUAAUACAUUACCACGUAAUAUAAUGACAUCAACUAAGCAUAAUAUACAACAAAUAGGUGUAGUUAAUACUGGAGUACCUGUUAAUGCUUCAAUUGCUGGUACUCAUGUUGAUUCAAAUACAUUAACACGUCAUACACGUGUUGAACAUGUACAAGGUUCCGGAUUAAUUUGCACUUGUCCACCUGAAGUUCAUCAAGCUAUAUUUGAACAACAAAAGAAACGUCAACAAAAUCAACCAUCAACAAUAAUACUGACUGGUUUAUCACCGUUGAAUAAAAUCAGUACAAUUGCAACAACCACUGGCACUAUUACUUCAACAAUGGCUAAUAACAAUAAUGGCAAUGUUAAUAGUACAAUAUUUGAAGUUUCAGAAAUGGUACCAGGUAUUGUGACACGUAACUCGCCGAAUGUAACACUUGCCAAAGAAAAUGGUUUAUUAACAAGAAGUUGUACGGACAAAUUCUCUGAAGAUGAAUUAAACAAUCGAAAAAAGAAUCUUCAACAUUGUCAUCUGACUAAUUGUACAUCUGGUACACCAAAUACAACAACAGAUACAUUGAGAAAAACUAUACAAUCACAAACUGUUGAUCAUAAUAGCACAAUUAAUCAUCAUUUGUCAGAUGAAUUAACUGAGAAAGAAGCUCAUGUGAAUUAUCUAGUUACUUUAUUUCAAGCAUUAAAAAGUUCUGGUGUACAAGCGGAUGCUUUUAGAGAAGCAUUUGAACGUAUUGAUUUACCAGUAACUAAUUCAAAAUUAUCUCCGAAUACAAUAAAUCUAAGUGAUAAAAAACUAAGUUCAUUAAAGACAAAACUUUAUCAAAUUGAAGAAAUGCGCAAAUCAAUAAAAUCGUUUUAUCAAAUAUUCAAUGAAUUCAAUCGAAAAUUUACAUUGGAUUUGAAUAAUUGUAAUAAAAUUGUUACAAAGUUAUCCAAUCAACAAACAUCAGUCUAUCAUACUAUUCUUGAUCCACAAUUAGAAAUUAUUCAAAAUGAACGAAGAAAUUUAGAUAGAUCAUUACAAGAAAUGUAUAAAAUUAAUACUAUUUUAAGUGAACAAUUACAUGAUCUUGAAUGUGUUAUUGAACAAACUGGUAAUGAUGUAUUACAACAUCGUUGUCGUAUUAAUUUACCAUAUGUACAAACAUUAGAGAAUAGAUUGGAUUCAAUUAAUUCAACUGUUAGUUUGGCAUGUGGUCAUUACCCAGAAAUUCAACAAAUAUUGAAUAAUCGUGAAGAAAUGGAAGUAAAAGCUAUUGAAAUUCAGAAAAGUGUCCUUGAUGACCAGUUAUAUCAAUUGAAGGAUGUCAACGAAAAAUGUAAACGUAUUAAAGGCACAAUAUUAACUUUAAAACGGCUUGCAAUUGUAAAUAUACAAAAUCGACAACGCUCGAAUUCCCCCAGACGUUUUACUCAUCUUGGUGGUUUUGUCAAUCGAGCGGCUGCUGAUCGAGGAAGUAUUGAACGCAGUCGGUUAUAUGCUGCUGUACAAAAUAUUCAACCAGAUUCAGAGAAACGACUACAAGCAAUCAGAAAGCAAGAAAUGCUGGCUAUUCAAAAAAGACGAGUUUUCUCAAAUGAUAAUCUUCCCACGAAUAUGAUGGUAUUUACAGCGCUUGAAGGACAAAAAUCUUCACAAAAUAAAAAUAUUAUACCACCAGUUUUAGAAUCAGAUAAAAGUUCAAUACCACAAAAAGAAUUUAAAACAUCAUCAAUGAUAACUACAUCCACUGUUACAAUUGAUAAUAAAGAUGAAAAACGUGCACCAUUAGCUGCUUACUCAGAUGAUUCAAUUAGUUCUACAAAUACUACAAGUACAAUAGAUUCAUCAAAUAAUGAAUUGAUUAAAAUACAUCAAUCAUCUAAAGGUUUUAAUCCGGAUACAAUUACUUCAAUGAUGGAUGAAAGUAGUGAUAGUACAUUAGAAAAUGUUCAAUCAACUAUAAUGCCAACAAGUAUUCUUAAAAGUUCUACUUCUAAUCCAUUGCCUAAUUCAAAUUCUCCAAAACAGCGUAAUCGUUUAAGUAGUCGUGGAUCACGUGGUGUUAUGUUUAACACAACAGUUACUGUAGAUGAUGGUUCUGAAGUGGUCCGUUUAAAUUGUACAUUAGAUGAUUCUGAAUUGAGUAAAAAUAAAGUACCACCAACUGAUCGAUCGAAUUCAUCACCAUUAAGUAGACUUGGUGGAAUGUCAGAAAGAUUUUCUCGUUCAAAAUCACCACAUGUUAGUAAAAUUGCUACACCUAAGUCGGGACUAUCAACAGCCACUGUAAAAGGUUCUACAACAUCAAGUAAUAAUUCAUCGGAACCAAUGUUUACUUCACAAGUUAAAGGAGAAACAAAGUCAGACACAAGUUUGAGCAGUUUGGAUUUCCCACAAACAAGUGAAUUUGGUUAUAAUGCACCUACACCACCACCCAGACGAAGCAGUCAGGUUACGACUACAACAGCAAAUACAGAUGAAGACAGUACAUUGAAAUCUACAACUUAUUCCAGUAGACAAGAAAGCGAUAAGAUUGAAACAGUCUCUUCAAUUUCCAAUAAACGACUACUUCCACUUCCUACAAAUGUUGAAGUUAAUGAAAAUGUAAUAAGUCCAUGUGAAUGACAGAUAUUCUUACAUAAUCAUAGUUUAUUGUUCUUUCUUUUCUUUUUUUUUAAAUCAAUGAUUAUCUUCGUGAUCGAAUCAAGUAAUCAAUCCAUCUAAAAUGAUAAAUACGGAGCUUUUUGUGUUUCGAGCCAACUAUUGAUAAAUCAAUGCUCAAUAAUUAUUUCAUUACACAUUAUGUACAACUAACAUUUGAAAAGAAAAGUUUCUAUCUUGUUUCCUUCUUUUUAGUGAUUGUUCAGUACAGUUUUUUUGGUGUCUUUUUUUUUUUAAUAAUUUUUAUUCAUUCUCAUCAUUUUAUUUCCCGAUUCCUCUCUGUCUGUCUGUUUCUCUCUUUGAACUUAACUUUUUACUUGUACUCCUACCUCGCAAAGUGAAUACUGUGCAAAAUGAACAGCAACACACACACACACACAAAAAAAGACGAAACACCAUCAAGACUGAUGUGAAAUAGGAGUUGUGAUAUAAGUAUAUUAUUAAAGUAUCAGUAUAACUGUUUAAUUUCAAAUGAACUAUACUUCAUAAUAUGAUCUUUAAAGUAUUCUUACUACAGAAUACAUAUUAUUCAUUAUGAAAUAAAGAUCUCAAUAUAAGUUAUACUAGUCUCGGUUUAUUGUUUCUUAUGUUUUCUCAUUGUGUUUGCUUCUCUAUCUGUUUAUUUGUUUUGUUUUUAUCAUGAAUCAAUUCAGAUGUUCCUUUUUUGGUUGGUUGGUUGUUUGUCUAAUCCAUUUCUAUUACAAUUUUUAUACAUUUACUGCUGAUUUCUUAUUAACAUUUUCUUUAAAAAAUCGCCCCACCCCCCUUGUUUCUUAUUAUGAGGAUAAUGAUUAACUAAUAAUCUUAUGUGAUCAUAUGUUUGGAUUGAUUUUCUAAAUGUAUAACCGAAUAUGUAUCUAUGGGGUGGAUGGAAUUGAUUAAAUAACAAACUGUUCCAUCAUUUUUUCUCUCCAUUACUUUAAAUGAGUAUUGUAAGAUUUCAGUAAGUAUUUUUGUCCAAUUUCUUCUGUUUGUUUGAUGUAUUUGGUUUGUUUGUUUUUCUUUUGAUUAUUCUAGUGUAUUUAUUUCGUGUACAUGUCAAUAAUUAUGAUGAUAGGAUAAAAUUAAGAUUUUGGAAACUAAA
Molecule: messenger RNA, 5641 nt
Organism: Schistosoma haematobium
Lineage: Eukaryota; Metazoa; Platyhelminthes; Trematoda; Strigeidida; Schistosomatidae
Exons: 13
Coding region: 580-4521 (1313 amino acids)
Source: RefSeq, a predicted model, not a curated record